Messenger RNA from Syzygium oleosum, 4235 nucleotides. RefSeq lists its product as uncharacterized. The transcript is spliced from 7 exons. Gene Ontology annotation, molecular function: mRNA binding; RNA polymerase II complex binding. Gene Ontology annotation, biological process: termination of RNA polymerase II transcription. NCBI's taxonomy places the organism in Eukaryota, Viridiplantae, Streptophyta, Magnoliopsida, Myrtales, Myrtaceae. The record is from RefSeq and is a predicted model, not a curated record. Gene Ontology annotation, cellular component: mRNA cleavage factor complex; cytoplasm. The coding region runs from base 500 to 3625 and encodes 1041 amino acids.
CUCUCUCUCCACUGUUAUAAAAACGGCACUCGCUUGCUAUGCCCAGGAGACACAAACGAGAGAAAUCACAAACCCUACCCCGCGAAACCGGCCACGCUCGUUUGCCCCCUUCGAAGACGAGCUCGAGCUCGACCUCCUCGAGCUCUCCCUUCGCUCUUCCCUCUCGCUCGCCUCCCUCCCCGAAAUUCGUCGCACGGCUUCGGAGCUCAAGCCCGCGGCCUCGGGCUCGUUUCUCCGCGCGUCAUUUGAUUCUGGGUUCUCGUCUCUCCUCCGAAAGUCUCGAUUUUUUCCCGGUUUUCUUUCGACUCCUCCGAUGUGUAAUUAGGGUCGUGGUCUUCUCAAUUGGGGUCUGUGUGUGCCGUAGGAAUAGGGGUUGGCCGAUUGUAAGAUCCCAGUUGUUGGUGUCGGAUUGGGUGUAGAUUAGGGGUGGAAAGAUCGAGUUUUGUUUCGUUGAUUCGUGCUGUAAUGAAGAGGGAUGGGUUUUGAUUAGGGUUUUGAGAUGGAUGGUAUGCGUAGACCGUUCGAUAGAUCCAGGGAAUUGGUCCCCAAGAAGCCCCGGUUGACGGAGGAGCUGGGCGCGCGGCCCUUUGCGCUGAGGCCCGGGGCGCCGGUCGCGAAUCCGCCGCAGCCCAGGUUCAAAUUGGCCGAUAGAGAAGCGGAGGGCAAUGAUCCGAGCAGCGAAGCUUACCAGCCGCAGCCCCUGCCGCAGCACCAGCAGCACCAGGAGCUCGUGGAGCAGUACAGGACCGCGCUUGCGGAGCUCACUUUCAAUUCGAAACCCAUAAUCACUAACCUGACGAUCAUAGCCGGGGAGAAUUUGCACGCCGCCAAGGCGAUCGCGGGCACCGUGUGCACGAACAUUCUCGAGGUUCCGAGUGACCAAAAGCUUCCAUCACUUUAUCUUUUAGACAGCAUUGUAAAGAAUAUUGGGAGGGACUACAUCAGGUACUUUGCUGCUAGACUACCCGAGGUUUUCUGCAAGGCAUAUAGGCAAGUUGAUUCUUCAGUCCAUUCAGCCAUGAGACACCUUUUCGGAACCUGGAAAGGAGUCUUUCAUCCUCAGACUCUUCAAUACAUCGAAAGACAACUUGGCUUUGGAUCUAUGGGUAAUGGUUCGUUGCCAUCUACGACAUCUAGGUCUGAUUCACAGUCUCAACGCCCAGCACAUAGUAUUCAUGUUAACCCCAAAUAUCUAGAGAGGCAGCGGCUUCAGCAGUCAAGCGGAGCAAAGGUAAAUGAUGUAGCUGGUGCUUUGGCAAGCUCAUCUGAGGAUUUAGAGAGGCUGGAUGGAGCACCCAGUGUUAGUGGUGGACAUACAUGGGAGGAUCCUCCAGUGAAAACGCAGAGCAUUCAGCGUUUGCAUAGAGAUCCUCUUGGUGAAGCAGUUCAAGACAAGAACAUAGGUGUAGCUUAUGGAAAUUAUGACUAUAGUUCUGAUACGUCGAGAAGUUCAGCACUAGGAGCCGGAAGAAUUGCUGGUAAGAUUAGUGAGCAGGGACUCAGCAAGCCUUGGUAUGGAACUGGAGGUAGUGUUACCCAAUCACCAUCCAGCCAAAGAAAUGGAUUUAGUGGGAAGCAUGGGUUUUCGAGUUACCAGCCCUCUAAAUCUGCUAGCGUUGAUUCUCAUCUUCAGCCAUCACAUGGCAUCACAAAUAUAAGUGGUGGGAUCUCUAGUAGCUGGAAGAACUCUGAGGAAGAAGAGUUCAUGUGGGAUUCUGUGGACCCUGGAUCUAUGGAGCGCGAUGUAACCAACAUCCCUAGUAUCUCAAGAAAAGAUCGUUGGACUCUCGAUGGUCCGGAAGAAAUGGGAUCAAUAUCUAAUCUUGCAAAACCACUUUCAAAGGAUGGAUUUAUACACACUGGAACUUCAAAUAAUUUAGGUGUAACAGAGGGUUACCCUGGUAGAAUUGUUGGACUGUCAUCAAGUACGAGUUCCUUUUCAAGGAGGGAAGUUGGAUCAGAGAUGAGAUCUCCUAACAUCAAAAGCCCCGGCUUUUCUCCUAGCGCAGCCCCCUCAGGAAUCACAGGAAGCCAACGAAUACAGUCUCUAGGGCCUGCAUCACCUUCUGGACGGUCAUUAGCAUACCAGCAUUCUCUUCCUACUUCUGACACACGCCUUACCCAUCAAAAGUUGCAAACUUUGCCUGAGCAAAACUAUCCGCGAGCACAAAUGCUGCCUCGCACUGAGUUUAAGACAGCUCAUCUGCCAGAAAAGUCAAGUGUAGGGCCAAAUAACCUUUAUAAUCGGGAUUCUACGUCUAAGUUUCGCCUCAAGGAAUUGAAGCCUUCUCCUCCUUCUACACUACCUCUUCAAACAAGGCACCAUCGUCCUCAGUUGCAGCAGGCACGAUCUGAACCUGCAAUGCCAGAGAUAUUAGGUCAGAAUAAGAAGCCAAUUCUCCCGCAAGUUUCUGAACGUGAUGCUUCUUCUGCCCCAGAAACGUCAGGACAGUCGAGUAAGAGUAGUUUUUUGGCUGCCGAUAUUGAAGGUGGAGCUGUCUCUUGUGAUGCUGCUGCUAGCCCACCAAGUGUGAGUGCUGUGGACACAAGGUCUCUGCCGUCACGAGUACUUUCCAAGCCUCCAUCAUUGACUGGGCCUCCCCCUAUCAACUUGGUCUCUGAUUUGGGUGCUUCAUUGUCAACUCUCUUGGCAUCUCGUCGUGAUGACUCAUCAAUUUCGAGAGAUGCAUCUCAAGUGAAGGUGGGACUGCCACCAGUGCCACCAGGUCCUUCUCCAACUGUUGUUGACAAUGCAGCCAGCAGGAGUUCUAGUGCAGUAGAAACAACCUUAAAUCCAGUGUCGAGUCUCUUGAGCACAUUAGUUGCAAAGGGUCUGAUAUCGACAUCAAAGCCGGAGUCAACUUCCAUACCUUCUCAAAUGCCUAUGCAAGUGCAGAACGAGGCCAAAGAUAAUGCCACUGCUGGAUUUGGCCCAGAUUCUUCAGCCUCAGUUUCAACAGCCGUGCCGGUAUCCUCGACUGAAGACGAGGUACCUAUUGUGGAGCAAGUUACGAAGAGCUCUGCUCCCUUGCCUCAUUCGCCUAGGGAAAUAAAGAACCUCAUAGGUUUUGAGUUUAAGCCGUCUGUAGUUCGAGAGUUCAGUGAAUCGGUGAUCAGCGAACUCUUCGAGGACUUUCCACACAGGUGCGGCAUCUGUGGUGUGCAAUUAAAAUGUCAAGAGCAUCUAGAUCUACACUUGGCUUGGCAUGAUUCAAAAGAUCCUGAAUCAAAAGGUUUACUUUUUCUGUCAAGGGGAUGGUAUCCAAACUUAACUGACUGGGUUUCUCGGAAAGUAGACCUUCCAUCUGGAUCUGAAAAUUUUGUUUCGGAAGAAAAGAGUGGCGAGACAACUGAGAUGCAUGGCCCGAUGGUUCCUGCAGAUGAAUCUCAGUGUGCUUGCAUCUUAUGUGGUGAGCUCUUUGAUGAUGUUUAUAGCCUUGAAAGGGAUGAGUGGAUGUUCAAGGGAGCAGUCCACAUGGAUAUCCCACCUGCGUGCGGUGCUAUGAGCGGCAUAAAAAACCAGAGUUCUCCUCAGGGUCCCAUCGUCCAUGCAUCUUGCAUAUCAGAAAGUUCACUACAGGACCUGGGAUUGGCCAAUGAUUUAAAGCUGGAGAAGGAUGCAUAAUGCUUGGGGUGUAGGAGCUGUUUGUAUACCAGUGCACCAUUGCCAAACGAAGCCAACUGAGGGAAAUCAGGUUUGCUCCAUGUGGGCCGAGAACUAUGGCUUGCAUUAAGCUAAAUUUUGUUAUGUUCCAAAUGGCGCUGAGAUCUGUUUCUUCUGCGUUGAAAUUUUCUUGCCUGUAAUGUCUAUAGUCUGAAGGAAAUACACACAGAUAUUUGUUUGCACCUCGAUUUUUCCUUCACUAAAGUGGUUUCUAUGUUGUUUCUCUCUCUCUCUCUCUCCUCUCUCUCUCUUGACUAUGUGGAGGGGCUGUGCGGUUGGGGACUUGCAUCUGAUGCUUUAUGCCCGGCACUUUGAGCCCUCUUGGUUAUCCUCAAGUUGGAUGGAAUGUGAGCUUCGAGGCACUAUUAGAAACAUUGCACCGUCCCUUCUUUUCUGCAAAGAUCAUAGACCUUGUAUCAAUACAUUGAGCGGCUUCUGAGGGUUUUUUUCUUUUUUCUUCUUUUUGCUAGUUUUCCCUUCUUUUAGUUGUAUACAAUGUUUCAUCUCGUAGACCAAUGUGGACUCGAGGUUUUUAUUUCCCCUUGAUAGUGAAGUGCCCUGGAGUUAAUUA